Molecule: messenger RNA, 3511 nt
Organism: Xenia sp. Carnegie-2017
Lineage: Eukaryota; Metazoa; Cnidaria; Anthozoa; Malacalcyonacea; Xeniidae
Product: stonin-2-like
Exons: 1
Coding region: 1015-3135 (706 amino acids)
Biological process (GO): intracellular protein transport; regulation of endocytosis; synaptic vesicle endocytosis
Cellular component (GO): synaptic vesicle; AP-2 adaptor complex
Molecular function (GO): clathrin-cargo adaptor activity
Source: RefSeq, a predicted model, not a curated record
AAAACGACGAGAGCGCAGAACGAGAACUUGGAGUUGAGGAUUCAUUUUACUUUGAAAGCAUAUAUUAGCCUCUGCACGGGCGAUUGGUUUUAAAUCAAAACGCGAUUGGCAACAUCGCAAUAAGCUCAACACUUUAUUUCCGUUGACGGACUAAUAAUACUUUUCUCGAUACUGUGAUUCUGUGAAAAGUUGUCGUUGGUUCCUCUUGGGCGAUAAGAUCACUGCUACGUAUAGUACGGCGUGCAUUUCUAAUUCUAAAGACGAUGGGUAAACGCGGUUUCAUGUUUCCAUUAUGCCUAUUUCGGAAAAUCGUCUGUUACAAAUUUCCAUCAUAUAUCGUGACCUUGUUUAGAGGUUAAGUCACGCACGGGCAUCUUUUGUGAAUUAUGACAGCAACAAUCGUUUAUUUUGCCCUAUUGCCCACGCUGCUGCAAGCCUUUAUCUGUUGUGUGGAGGUUAUGCGAGAUAUCAAAUCCAUAGACCUCUGAUAUAUCAUAUUGACGUCAAUUCACUAGUUAUAAAUUGGCUCAAAUGCUACCAUAACACCACACGAGGAUAUUUUAGAGAAUUCUUCGUCAUGUUUCUGGUUUUGCCGAGCACGCUGCCCCCCAUCAAAUCCGGGCAGCAGACAUAUAACCGUCGUCAUACCUUCGGAUAUUUGACUCCCGGAUACGAAAGGCUAUAAUCUCCAUUUGCUUCUAGCUUGUUGUCGUAAUUGCAGAAUCGCCGAUUCGAAGCACUUUGUUUUAUGGCAAUAAAAUUAAAUUGUAUUGAUCAACGACUUGAGAAGGGAGAACUACUUUUUCGUUGGCAACAUUUGAAACGCCUGUAAUUGUCAUUGUUGUUGCGACCCAUUUGUAGCUCGCACAGCUGGUUCGUUUGAUUGGUUUGUAGCAACAACGAGAAACUUUAGCCGUAUCGUGAAGCCCAUACGGAAAAAAGCUAGCAUCUUGUGGUUUGAUUCGCCUGUAUAAUUUAUAGUUAGAGAGUAUACUAUCAAUUUCAGACGGAGGCAUGAAUUAUAUAUCGAGUGGACGUUCGGAUAACGAAUUUCUUUUAUCGGAUGAACGAGAGAGCACUAAAAAUGAACACGAAGACACGUCGUUUAAGGACGCAACUAAAAUGCACGCGGAGAAAGCGAUGCUACUUGCUAAUACCGACGACAGUCACCCGUCGAACGAAACAGAAAACAAAAGCGCUUCCAUGAAAUCUUAUGGGGAUUAUCUUGCUACAGACGUUACCGAUCUGCAAGAUUUGUAUACAGUUACACCUACUUCUCAAGCGUGGGUUGCAUUCGACGAUUGUGAAAAUAAUGCACAAUACAACAGAAGGCCAAAACUACGAGAACCAGAAAAACUACACGGGUCAUCGGACGAAAGUCCUACGUGCAUCACAUCAAACGAGGACAAAUGGGUAAAAUUUGAGUCGGAAGAUAAAAGCUACACAACCGAUAAUGGCCGUGAAGAAUCAGUUAGCAACACGAACGCUCAGUCGAAUUGCGCUGAAGAUGGCAAAUUGCAACAGUUUGAUUGCAUUGAGCCACAAAAAGAGGUAGUAAGUGUUCUGUUAGAUACGAAGGAACUGAAAUUCGAUAGCUCCAUCUCAAAAACUUUAAAAAACGUAGAGGGCAUUACUGACGCUAAUUUGCGUAGCACAACAUCUGGAUCUUCGCAUGCUACGCCAGUGUCGAUUUCGGUUGACGCAACAGACUCAAAAGUGGAAACUUUUGAAGAAGGCAUUCAUGAACCAUUACCAGCAUAUCCUCAGAAAUCCUUCAGCACCACGUGGUCAAUGUUGCUCAGGUUCCCAGAUGCAAAGAGACCUCUCCGCAGUCGUGAGUGGCGUCCUGUGAUCAUAAAACUGAAUGGAUCAAUUCUUCAACUGUAUCAUGAACAUGAGUCUUCACCUUUUCGCGAGGUGUCCCUGCAAUGUUUUUAUGAUCUAACCCGUCCCAGUCUACAGCAGCAGCAUGAUCAUAAAGUGCACACAGUUAAAAUUUUGUAUGUCAAAUACAAGGAGGUCAAUAAGCUGAUGUCAAAGAAGGAUGUCCAUUAUAUUGCAAAGAAAACUCCCAUAUUGAAGGUAGCAUCACACUCCUACACAAAGAUUCAGGAAUUCAUUGAGGUUGUGAGACAGGCAAUUCGUUCCUUGCCUAUAUUCAGAGAUCGAGGCAUCUGCCACAAUACCGAAGCUGUGUAUAUCAAUGUUCAUGAUACAUGCUCAGCGAUCAUCGAUGAAGCUGGAUCAGUAGUGAUGUUGGGGAUACUAGUGCGAAUAUUUAUGUGCGCAUUCAUCAGUGGUAAUGCAGAGUGCGAAUUGGUCCUUAAUGAUAUCAAUGUGAAAAGCAAAGAGGAGUUGAGACUUCGCAAUGAGUACAUGCCUCAAAGGGUACACAAAUGGAUCAAGCUGGAAGAGUGUGACUUUCAUAGCACUGUCAAUUCCAAUAUGUACAACCAAAAUCGCUCCAUCACACUCAAUCCCCUAGAUUCUUGCACAUUUGAAGUGAUGCAAUAUCGUGUUCGCCCAGCCAAACCUCUGCCUCUGCUUGUCAAGUGUGAACUUAUCAUGGAUGCUCAAAGUUGUGUUGAACUUCGUGCAGAAGUAAAGUUGUGUGAUGACACAAAACUUUCAAAGUAUCCAAGAAAGAAUGUACGACUUUAUUUGCCUAUUCCCGAAUCUUGGGUGCAACUGUUCAUGAAGGAAAAAUUAUUCUUUGGUGAGAAAAGCAUCAAGUCGACAAACUCUCACAAAGCAAUCAAAAUGAGAAAUAGAAAGAAUCGACCACUAACAACCAUAGAGACAUCCACUGGCAUUGCAAAGUAUGAGCCUGCAUACAAAAGCAUUGUAUGGCGUAUCCCUAGUCUACCCCUCCUGAACACAACUGCUCCAGCUGAUUGUACUCAUGAUUUCCUAUGUUGUAUCCAAACCUCGGACAGUGUCCCUCAUGACUACAAUCCAACAUGUGCUAUGGAGUAUGAGAUACCUUACACAGUUGCUUCCGAUACCAAUGUUGUGAACUUCAAGGUGCUAGAUAAAAAAAUUGCUCUCAAGGAAGUGACUUAUCACACUACAUAUUCUUAUGAAAUAAUGAUGAAAACCACCUAUCUUAAUGAUAGCAUAAAUCAUCAUAAAUAAUAUUGCUUGUACAAAGCAUGCAAAAUAUGUUUGCUUGUAUUUACCAGUUUUUAUAACCAUUUUGUCUAAACAAUCUUUAGAAUCAUCUCCCCUUGACGAAGUUGCUUUAAAAAUAGUGGACGGAUAAUUGCUAGAGUUCAAAUUUUAAAUUUAAAUUGCAAAUGAGAUGCUCACUUGCAGAUGAAUAGAGAAAUUUUAUGUAAAUAACAUAACUUGAUCUUCCAAUUAUGAAAUAUCUUGAUGUAGCCUCUCAUUGUGAACAUUAUGCUGUCCUGGUAUACCCAUAGAUUGAGUACUCUCAAAUGUACAAGUGGUUGCCAAUAAUAAAAUGAUUGGUUGAUAUGUGGAGGAAUCAAUUACAUUUUAGAUAAAAUAA